AUGGCUGAACAUGAAUAUUUUCAGAUAUUUUGUAAUGGUUUGCAACCAAUGUUUAAACUUGUGUCAAGAAAUACAAUGAGGUCGGAUGUCCUUGAAGUUUACAAACGUGAAAAGGAAAAGUUACACAACCACUUAGAGAAACUCCUAGGUAGAAUCACUCUAACUACUGAUAUUUGGACAUCUGAUCAUCAACAUAUUGGUUAUAUAUGCUUUACAUCUCAUUUUAUUGAUGAUAAUUGGGAAUUGAACAAAAAAAUAAUUGGUUAUAGAUGUAUCGAAUAUCCUCAUGACGCGAAAACCUUUUUUAGAUACAUCACUGAUAUGAUUUUGGAUUGGAAUCUGGAGAAAAAAUUGUUCGCCAUGGUGGUUGACAAUGCUACUGUCAAUGAUGCGAUGGUAAGAAGUUUGAAAAGUUGGCUUUGUGACAAGUCUGCAAUACCUUUGGAAGGUGAGUUAUUUCACGUGCGUUAUAGUGCUCAUAUUCUUAAUUUGAUUGUGCAAGACGGGCUAAAAGUAAUUGGAGUGUUUAUUCAUAAGGUUAGAGAAACUGUAAGGUAUUUGAAAAGGUCUCCAUAUGCAACACAAAAAUUUGCUCAUGCAAAAAAUCAACUUAGGUUGAAAGAUAAUAAAAAGGUGAAGAUGGAUUGUUCUACUGGGUGGAAUUCUACUUUUGAGAUGAUUGAAAGUGAAAUAGAGAUGAAAGAGGUGCUUUGGCGCCUAGCACAAACAGAUCGUAAUUAUAAACUCUAUCCAAGUGAUGAAGAAUGGAAAAUUGCUAAAGUUCUAUGUGAUUGCUUGAGAAUAUUUUAUGGUGCAAUAAAUCAUUUUUCUGGUUCUCAUUUCCCCACAUCAAAUGUGUUUUUUCCAGAUGUUUGUAAUAUUCAACUACAUUUAUCUAAAUGGGAAAGAAGUGAGCACAGCUUUUUGAGUAUGAUGGCUGGCCCAAUGAAAUUGAAGUUUGUUAAAUAUUGGGAGCAGUGUUGUUUGGUAUUAGCAAUUGCUAUUGUUUUUUAUCCAAGAUUUAAAAUGGAUUUGGUUGAAUAUUAUUAUGAUAAACUCUAUGGUGUUGAUGCUCAUACACAUGUUGAAAGAGUUCGUAAGGCAACAUUUAACCUUUUCAAUGAGUAUGAUGAUAGUUCAUCCCAAUCUGAAGUGGAAGCAAGUCAAGAAGUUGGUUAUAGUAGUGAUCAUGGAAUGGGGGCAUUUCUAGAGGACCAAUUGAGUGGGUUUGAUUCUUGGUCAACACAAUUUCGAUCUUCUAAUUUGUCAUGUUCUUCGAAAAAGUCAGAAUUAGAGAAGUACUUGGAGGAACCAUUAUUUCCAAAAAAUGAAAAUUUUAAAGUUCUGAAUUGGUGGAAGGUUAAUAAUGCUAAAUUCCCCACUCUUAGAAAAAUUGCUCGUGACAUAUUAGCUGUUCCAACAACUACUAUUGCGUCUGAGGCUGCAUUUAGUGUGGGAGGAAGAGUAAUUGAUGAUUUUCGUGCUUCGUUGCUUCUGGAAACUAUAGAAGCUUUGGUGACCACACAAGAUUGGCUCCCUUCCCUGAAAAGAGAGUAA
This is a messenger RNA of Olea europaea var. sylvestris, 1557 nucleotides long. Its product is annotated as zinc finger BED domain-containing protein RICESLEEPER 2-like. The transcript has a single exon. The record is from RefSeq and is a predicted model, not a curated record. Bases 1 to 1557 code for a protein of 518 amino acids. NCBI's taxonomy places the organism in Eukaryota, Viridiplantae, Streptophyta, Magnoliopsida, Lamiales, Oleaceae. Gene Ontology annotation, molecular function: DNA binding; protein dimerization activity.